Messenger RNA from Neltuma alba, 995 nucleotides. RefSeq names its product peptidyl-tRNA hydrolase 2, mitochondrial. NCBI's taxonomy places the organism in Eukaryota, Viridiplantae, Streptophyta, Magnoliopsida, Fabales, Fabaceae. Gene Ontology annotation, molecular function: peptidyl-tRNA hydrolase activity. Gene Ontology annotation, cellular component: cytosol; mitochondrion. The transcript has 8 exons. The coding region runs from base 103 to 687 and encodes 194 amino acids. The record is from RefSeq and is a predicted model, not a curated record.
CUUUUCCCGCAGAGAAGAGGAGCCAAGUGUGGCACUUCAAAAAUUUCAUCUUUCUCCAUUGUACGGCCCUCCACUGGCUUUUGUAGACCAAACAGCCACUCGAUGUUCCCUUCCUUCCAAAAAAAUAGCCAACCGCGGGACCAGCAACAAAAGCAAGAAAGAGAGUGGUUAGGAGUAAGUUUCAAGCCAGAAAACUUCAUUCCAGGUCUUGUCAUCGGCUUCAUUAUUGGGUUGUUGUUUGAUUUGUCAAAGCCCGGUAAAAAUUACUCAACAAACAAAACCUUAUCAUCGGGCAAGAUCCAACGGCAACUGUCAGUCGCAAGCAAUGGUGAUCAAGAGCUUAAAAUGGUUCUGGUAGUUAGACAAGACCUAAAGAUGAAAUCAGGAAAGAUAGCAUCCCAGUGUGCUCAUGCUGCCACUGGAAUGUAUGCUGAACUAAUGCACAGCCAUCGAUCCCUUUUGAGACAAUGGGAGCAGUGUGGCCAACCCAAAAUUGUUGUGACUUGCAGGAAUCAACAAGAAAUGAAUAAGCUGAAGGAAGCAGCUGAGAGUAUUGGCCUUCCUACUUUUGUUGUUGCUGAUGCUGGACGAACGCAGGUUAUGGCAGGAUCGAAGACCGUUCUUGCAGUUGGACCUGGUCCAAAAGCAUAUGUGGAUUCGGUGACUGGGAAGUUGGCCCUACUUUGACAACUUAUGAGUUAAUAAUCACUUCAGCCUUCAAAUUCAUACUGCUCUGAGACCUUUCAAGCCAUUUGCUGGUUAAGGUGGUUCGCUUCGCUGUCCCAAGGAUUCAAUUUUUCUUUCUGGUUCACUGUCUAACACAGAACAAACGCUCACCCAACUCUCUCUCUAGGAUUUGAUUAUUUGUAUGCCAAUUUCUUUGAACUCUAUUCACUUUUGUUUUUGUAGUUGUGUCAGUGGCCAAACUUAUUAACUCCACACGCUGUUGGUGGACAUUUUAUUAAUGACGCGCAGCAACAAUGUCUUCUUUGGUC